GGCUUCGUUGCUGCAGGUGGUGUAUAGAUUGCACGCGUCGCUUCUUCGGCUCCUUCCUGGCUAUUCGACUUCGCUCCUUCUACGACUUUCCCUUCCUGUCCGAUCGGAAGUUACGACAUUUUGAUCGGAAGCAAGAACAGGAGCUCGCUAGCUGUGAAUGUAACUUUCCCCCUUUCGCGCGCUUCUUCGGCUAAAUCCCGUUAAAUCCACCGAACCGAGGGAUUUAGUAAAUCCGGGAUUUAAGCCAUAAAUCCCUAAAUUCGGGAUUUAUGAAAUCCCGGGAUUUAACGCUCGCACAAAAACCGUUUGGCUGGAUUUAGCGUAAAUCCAACUUAAAUCCCAACAUAAAUCCGAUACCAAACAGCCCCUGAGAGAGAGAGAGAGAGAGAGAGAGAGAGAGAGAGAGAGAAAAGGGGGGAGAAAAUGGGGUCGAGGGAGUGGUUGAAGAAGGCUCUGGUGGAUAUCUGCGGUAGAAUGGAGAGUGCUUUGGAUCUGGACGCCGAUCUCAUAUCGGGGCUCGUCUCCUUCUGCGAGCUGGCGCCGCCGCCUGACGCUGCUGAAUACCUCAUGAAUAUCAUAGGUCCAGAAGUCGGUCAAGAUAUUAUUAAAGGUUAUUUGGAAAUAAGAGGUUAUAGUGAUUCCAACAACAGUAAGUCAGACAUGCAAACCUCGAUGUUUCAAGCCUAUUUGAAGCCCCCUGCUGAUGAAGGUCUUAUUGUUGCAAACAAGAAACAAAAUAGAGUACCAAAAGAAGGAUCCUUCACCAACAACCAGGACCCUAAUAAAAUUCUAAAAGAGAGUACAGAUUCAAAAAACACUCAUGGAAACCCUAAUAUCCCUAAAAAGAAAAAGGCUGGAAAGUUGAUAUCUAUCGCCGAGGCUGCUAAAGGUUCUGUGGUAUUCCAGCAGGGAAAGCCAUGUUCUUGCCAAGCUCGUCGUCACCAACUUGUGAGCAACUGCUUAUCCUGUGGUAAGAUUGUUUGUGAACAAGAAGGUGAGGGCCCAUGCAGCUUCUGUGGUGCGCUCGUACUUAGAGAAGGUAGCACAUAUGCUGGUUUAGAGAAUUUCUCAAUUCCUACGUCAGAUUCAGAAGCCACUGCUGAAGCAUAUGCUAAGAGACUUGUAGAGUAUGAUCGAAACUCUGCAGCCAGGACAAAAGUAAUAGAUGACCAGAGUGACUAUUAUGAGGUUGAAGGAAAUAAUUGGCUAUCAACAGAGGAGAAGGAGCUCUUAAAGAAGCAGCAAAAGGAAAUUGAAGAAGCUGAGGAAGCCCGGCGAGGAAAAGUGAUUGUUACAUUUGAUUUGGUUGGCCGCAAGGUUGUUUUGAACAAGGAUGAAGCUUCGGAAAUGGAAUCCCAGUACAGAAUACUGAGACCUGCAGAAGAAAGAGAACAGAACCGCAUAAAGCCUAAUCCUAGUGUCAGAGUACAACCAGUAUUCGUCAAUACUGAACCCACUAGGAAUCCUGACAAGAGGAAACAAAAUGCCCCAACGGCUAAUGGUUUCUGCCUAGAAAUAAGUGGAAGGGUGCAGCAUGACAACAAUGAGCUACGUCCUUUGGUUGGAAACUAUUCUAGUCAUGAUGCUUCAGUAGGAGAAGAUGAACCUGAAUGCUCAGUAGAUUGUGGUUGAGAAUUUAUGAUUUUUUUUUUCUUCGGAAAGAAAUUGAACCAGUAGCUGAUCUUUUAUUUUAUUGCUUUAGCAAUUCAAUGAUGAUUCAAAUAGUAUACUGGUGCUGUUGAUGAAUGAAAUGACUACAGUGCUACUUAACAUUGGUUAAUCAAUAUACCUCCAAUGGUUUUCCCUAUUGUAAAA
This is a messenger RNA of Dendrobium catenatum, 1815 nucleotides long. RefSeq names its product activating signal cointegrator 1. The coding region runs from base 424 to 1632 and encodes 402 amino acids. Gene Ontology annotation, biological process: regulation of DNA-templated transcription. Gene Ontology annotation, cellular component: nucleus. Gene Ontology annotation, molecular function: zinc ion binding. Lineage: Eukaryota; Viridiplantae; Streptophyta; Magnoliopsida; Asparagales; Orchidaceae. The record is from RefSeq and is a predicted model, not a curated record. The transcript has 4 exons.